Molecule: messenger RNA, 3753 nt
Organism: Nasonia vitripennis (jewel wasp)
Lineage: Eukaryota; Metazoa; Arthropoda; Insecta; Hymenoptera; Pteromalidae
Product: glucose dehydrogenase [FAD, quinone]-like
Exons: 3
Coding region: 515-2368 (617 amino acids)
Molecular function (GO): oxidoreductase activity, acting on CH-OH group of donors; flavin adenine dinucleotide binding
Source: RefSeq, a predicted model, not a curated record
CGAACCUUAGUAAUCAGGCCAAUACAAUCGAAUUAUGAAUCUAUAACUGCAAUCGGAAACAGAAAAUUGUAAUAAAAUUCCAACUCCAAUAGUUGUAUAAAUAUCGAAAAAUAGGCAUAAGCUAAUAUCCCCCAUAUCUACGUACUAAUAAAACAGGACUUGACCCAGUGACACCAACAACCAGGCAGAUCGACUGUGGGGUGACUAAACUAUACGCACACCCAAGACUUACUCUCGAGGUGCUCAUUAUGCAAACAUCGUGAAAGCGCCGCGCAGCAGAACAUUUCUUUCUCUGCCGAGCGCGCGGGCCCAUAACGGCCAUAACCGGCGAGUGCCUCUUCCACACGCGGCCGUUGCAUAAAAUUCGACGGACGCCGCGCGGGGCCCGUUGCCUCGCCACUUGUAGUCGACUCGCCGAGGCGAGAGCCAGUCGUGUACGAGUUCGCGCGCUGCUCCCGGGACCCAGACUGGAUCCGAGAACAGUAACUGAAACCACUGGACAACAUUCGAUAAAAUGUGGCGGGUAUCCUCACGGCUGCUCUGUGUGGCUCUGAGCCUACUGCUGCUAUCCAGAUUUCAACCAACUUCAUCCCAAUCGAUCCUGGACAUCUUCAGAAGUCAUAACCAAGUGAACGACAAUAUAGUCACCGAGCCAUCGGGCAAGAGCUACGACUUCGUCGUUGUGGGUGCCGGCUCUGGUGGUUCCGUCGUGGCUAACCGUCUAUCCGAAAACGGAAAAUGGCGAGUACUACUGAUCGAAGCUGGCGGUGCCGAAGGUGUUCUCAGCCAGAUUCCGGUCCUGGUGAGCUUUUUCCAACUAACGGACUACAAUUGGGGCUACAAGGUUGAACCCCAAUCGCGCGCCUGCCUCGGCAUGAAGAACCACCAGUGCCCCUGGCCAAGAGGAAAGUGUCUAGGAGGCACCAGUACUUUCAACUACAUGAUACACACGAGGGGUAAUCGCGUUGAUUACGACAUAUGGGCGGCACUUGGCAACGACGGAUGGUCCUACAGCGAAGUUUUGCCAUAUUUCAAGAAAAGCGAGAAGUUCAAGGUGCCGGGCGUGACAAACUCGUCGUACCACAGCAGCGAUGGCUACCUCUGCGUCGAGCACGUGCCCUAUCACACCGAGCUAUCGACAGCCUUCCUGAAAGCCGGUAAGAAGCUGGGCUACAAGAUCACCGAUUACAACGGCGAAGACCAGAUCGGCUUCUCCUACAUUCAGGUGAACAUGGAUCAGGGCAAGCGCUGCAGCGCUGCCAAGGCGUACCUCCGAGUGCGUCGACCCAACCUUCACAUCCUGACCAACGCCCAGGUCAUCAAAGUCCUCAUCAAAAAUAAAAAGGCCUACGGCGUGCAGUACAUCAAGAACGGCAGGAAGUACGUGAUCCACGCGAGCAAGGAGGUCAUUCUGUCCGCCGGUACCAUCGACUCGGCCAAGCUCCUCAUGCUCUCGGGCAUAGGGCCCCGAGAUCACCUGGAGAGCCUCGGCAUCGACGUCAUCCAGGACUCUAAGGUCGGCUACAACAUGUACGAGCACGUCGGCUUCUUGGGCCUGACUUUCAUGGUGAACCAGAGCGUCAGCCUUCUGCAGAGUCGUCUGGGCAGGCCCAGCGUGGUGCUCGAGUACACGCUCCAUAAUCGGGGCCUCAUGACUAUCCCGGGCGGCGCCGAGGCCCUGGCUUUCAUCCGGACAAAGUACGCGCCAGACUCUCGACCUGACGUGGAACUGCUCUUCGCCAGCGGCUCCUUACACUCGGACGGCGGAAUCAGUCUGCGCAAGGCCUUGAGCAUCACCGACGAGCUCUACAACGCGGUUUUCAAGCCCAUCGAGAACAAAGACGCCUGGUCGAUCUGGCCCAUCGUACAGAAUCCGCGAAGCGUAGGUCGAUUGACCCUCAAGUCCAAAAAUCCGUUGGACGCGCCGAUCAUCGAACCGAACUUCUUCGAGCACCCGGCCGACCUGGAGAUCAUCCUCGAGGGUGUUAAGCACGCGAUCGAGCUGUCCAAGACCGAGCCCUUCGCGGCCUACGGCAGCCGACUGCACGACACCAAGAUCCCGGGCUGCGUCGGCUUCGAUUUCGGCACGGACGACUACUGGCGCUGCGCUAUUCGACAUCUGCCCUCGAUGAUGAACCACGAGAUCGGCACAUGCAAGAUGGGCCCAGCGACGGACCCCAACGCCGUGGUCGAUCCACAGCUUCGGGUCUACGGUAUCGAGUCGCUCCGAGUGGUCGACGCAUCGGUCAUGCCGACGAUGCCCGUGGGUCACGUCAACGCGGGUAUCUUCAUGAUCGGCGAGAAGGCGGCUGAUAUGAUCAAGCAGAGCUGGGAGGGCGUAAGCCGAGUCAGAUCGCAGGCGUCAUAGGCGCGUACCAUACAUAUAUUGUGCGUAUGUGUGAGUGUGCCCCGAUAAAAGGGGGAAUGCAAGCGCGUGCGCGAUGAUGAAUAAAGCGACUCUGAAUUAUCUUUUAUUGCGGCGGGAUUCCCCGGUAGCCUAGUUUUGACGCUGGGAGUCUGAUUGAGCGACGUAUGCGAGAUGUGAUCGCCGCGGUUUUAAUUAACGUGCACUCUCAAGCGCGGGAUUUCGAAUAGUAUAUUUUGAAAGCUCGAGAGCCGAUAACUUUUGUAAUAGUUGCAGUUGCACGAUUGCGGUACGUGAUUGCGUUUGAAAUGAUUCUGUUGAGCCGAAUACUUAUUACGCUUAGUUGUGUAUCUCUAAGUAGUGGAUCUCCGCGAUGACACUUGGAGUGAAAAAAAUAGAACAACUCGGACUUCUUUGUCGAGGCGAUGACUUUAUACGAGGAAUCACACCUGUUAAUUUCAGCGUCACAAGAGUGGGCGAGAUAAGCUGUGAAUGAUUGCGCGACUGAAGAACAGUAUGACUGUACAGUAGAAUGUUAUGUACAUUCGCUUCUCCGUUGCAUCUAGUUACGCAAAUAUUUUUCUUUCAGGGACAAAAGACUAAAUUGUCGGCCAAAAAAAAGAAAAAAACAUUUCGAAGGCCGAGUUGGACUUUUAAAUUAUGGUCGUGACAAUUUGUUCGACCUACAUUGUUAUACAUGUUGAUUAUUCUUAGUGAAUAUUCAAAGAAGUGUUUUGUUUGUUUAAAAAUUAUUUGUUGACCUUCGCAAAUAGUCUCUUCGUGUAAAAUAUUUCAUAAUCUUUGAAAGUUACAUUACUACGGACUUCUUAAUUAAAUGAUAUAUUGCAUCAUACCAAAUGCAUUAACAAAUUUUUGAAUGUUUUUUCCAAUGAGUAUUAACUUAACUAAAAGAUUAUACAUGUAACACAAUUGACGUGUGAAUAUAAUAAGCGAUACAGAAUGUAUACUAUGCCAAUAAUGGAGUCUAUUGAGUUUAAGUGUUGGAUAACAAGGGAAUAUAUAUGGUUCAGGCAGUAGUGUAUAAUAUUGUGUACAUAAGAAAAAUAAUUUGCUGUGUUCGUAUAUAGUUUUUGUUUACUUUUAAUAUAAUAAUAACUCAAGAAUUGUUAAAUAAAAUGCUACAUUACAAAAUAAUAAUCUAGUAUAUUGAUAUAUUCUAUUUUACAAAACUUUAAAUUACAUUGCAAUAUAAUGGUGCUAAUGAUCAUGAUAUACCAAUAUAAUGCCAUCAAAAUGUAACUCAAGACCCGAGAUAACACAGUAAGCAACAUUCAUAGUAAUACGAAAAUAAAGCACUUAUCACUCCACUACUUUCACUAGCAGCACAAUUGUAGCUCGACUAAUUUAUCUGAGUUUUGCUUAUGAUU